Mesocestoides corti is the source of this 819-nucleotide messenger RNA. The record is from the annotation of a GenBank genome assembly. Lineage: Eukaryota; Metazoa; Platyhelminthes; Cestoda; Cyclophyllidea; Mesocestoididae.
AUGCCUCCACACCUCCUCGCGAACGCGCACACACGCACGCACACACUGCCAGACGUGUUCCAGCGCGCGUCUACCUCUAGCCUGGUUGAACAGGUUCCAAUGCAGGCAGCCGCACUCGCAAACCACUUGAAGUAUGCAAGGGGAAUUGCCGUUCCGCCUGACCCGGUUGCUUUGCACGAACUCAAACUAUUCAGAUGGAGCACCUCAAGCCGUACUGCAGAAACAAUGUCUCUGAGCGGCGUUGCCUGUUUUGUUGUUUUUAAUGUGCUGCCAUGGGCGACGAUUCAGGAGUUUUCGAUUUCUUGUGACUUUCUGACAGCCAUCAACCUGAGUUUUCUGAAACUAUCGAUUUCUGUUGCUGUGCUGGAUCAUCGACAUCGCAAGAGUAUCUUCGCUGUUCGAUCUGCGGCCGAUGAUAGGAGUGAUAUUUUCACCACCUCUGCAGACAGACGUCGUGUGGAGGUCGUGGAGGAGACGGUGCUCUUGGCUUAUCAAGGUCUGGCCAAUUCACAGUCUCAUGGCGUCAGAUGGGAACCAGCCAAUCACAGCCUUUCGCCGGGAAAACGGUUACUAAUUAAAGUAGCGAAAAGUGAACAGCUUUGUUUAGUUGUGCCAGCGUCUUCUGUUCACAACUCUUUAUGGGAUGCUUUACGGUCAGGCAAUAAACCAGAAAAGCGUUUUAUGGCAAGCAACCUGCGUCUGAUUUACCGGAAAAAAAGAACUCACUUCCUUGGGGGAGUGAAUAGUAAAAAUUGGACGGCUCGUAAAGCCAACUUGUCUGGCCGUGGGCAGACGCACUUUUACGCGCCCCUAAGCUAG